This is a messenger RNA of Syngnathus typhle (broad-nosed pipefish), 1920 nucleotides long. RefSeq names its product NF-kappa-B inhibitor zeta-like. Gene Ontology annotation, cellular component: nucleus. Lineage: Eukaryota; Metazoa; Chordata; Actinopteri; Syngnathiformes; Syngnathidae. Gene Ontology annotation, biological process: regulation of gene expression. The transcript is spliced from 9 exons. Gene Ontology annotation, molecular function: protein binding. Bases 150 to 1169 code for a protein of 339 amino acids. The record is from RefSeq and is a predicted model, not a curated record.
ACAAUGCACUUGGAACUGGCUCCCUAGAAAUUGACCAACAAGGAAGUACAGUGUGGUGUGGCACCCUUUGGACUUAUUUCCUCAUUACUGGGACCAGGCAUAGACAAAAACACAGCUUGACAGCCAAGGUAGAAAAUUCUCCCCAAGUCAUGUCUAGGGCUGACCUCCAGAAAAGGAAACGUUUGCCGGAUGAAAUCCCUGUAAGUCCACCGAAGAUCCCUCCUUGCACCUACCUGCCUGGUCCUGAGCCACCCCCUCCCCAGGAGUAUCAGCUCACAUUAUUUCAGUGGCAAAUCCAACAAGAAGCGCGCAAGUUUGAAGGAGUCGCUCCCGAGUUGCUGAGCAAACAAGAUGGAGACGGUGACACAUGUCUUCACAUAGCUGUGGCCCAAGGCAGAAGAGCUCUGGCCUACAUGCUUGCUUCCAAGAUGGCCGUCUACGGUGCUUUAGAGGUGAAAGAGCACAAUGGGCAGACGCCGCUUCAGGUGGCCGCGGCGGCCAAUCAGCACCUCAUCGUAGGUGACCUGCUAGAGCACGGAGCAAAUGUCAACACCGCAGACCUGUGGGGCCGCUCACCUCUGCACAUUUGCGCUGAGAAAGGAUUCCACCUCUGUCUUCAGAUCAUCUGGAGGACUUUCUCCGGAUGUUUACAGAUGAUUAAUACAGAAAUGUGGAAUUUUGAGGGUCAAACUUCGCUUCAUGUUGCCGUGUUGUCUCACAAUGCGGUUGAAAACGAGUGGAGGACUGGCGCCGGGGACUGGCACCAGAAAAAUGAGUUGCUGCAAAGAAAACACAUUCAUGUUCAAUGUGUGGAGGCCCUGUUGUACAUGGGGGCCUCCUGUGGGACUCAGGACUUAAAAAGCGGUUAUACAUGUUGGCACAUGGCAGCCGAAGAAGCCAAUUGUCAGCUGUUGAGCAUCUUCCUCCAGCGGCCGUCUGCCGUGAGCAGCCUCGACCACAAGAGCUUCAGCGGCAACACAGCCCUACACAUCGUCAGCGCCUUACAAAACCAUCCCACUCAGCUUCAGGCGUUGAAGCUACUGAUGGCAGGUGGAGCCGACCCCACCGCCAGAAACUUGGAGAACGAGCUCCCCUGGCACCUGGCGCCUGCAGGUCACGCUGGUGAGAUGGUGCGUCAGAUCCUGAGAGGCCAACACCUUGAUGCUUAAAACAGAACACUGUCAGUCAGACAGUCGAUCAUAAAAUAAUAUUUGCCUCACAAGGCAGAUGGCGGUUGUUUCAGUGAAACAAAUCAUUUUGAUGUAAUACUCAAUGAGCUCAAAAACACACACACACUUACAAACACACACACACGACGUAUAUAUAACAAUAAUAAUGAGUGGCUCGGUUAUUCACACAUUUCUUUCUAUAAUACACCUACGCUAGUGUUGGCUCGUGAGUGAACGGUUUGUUCAAAAGAACGAAUCUUUUCAGUGAACGAGAAUGACCGAAUCACUUCCUAAAGUGAUUCGUUCUUUUUUCAGUUCACAUGACUUCAACCAGUAGGUGUCAGUAAUGCCCAUUGAAGCUGGUGCCACCUUGCCGUAAAACAAAACAAAGAAGAAAAUGACGUCACUUCCCGUUCACGAACGAGUAGUGAAUUGCUUUUCUUGUUCACCAACGAAAGAAUCUGUCAGUGAACGAAUCAGUCAGUGAACGAAUCAGUCAGUGAACGAAUCAGUCAGUGAACGAAUCAGUCAGUGAACGAAUCAGUCAGUGAACGAAUCAGUCAGACAGUGAACGUGUUGCGUCUUCCUCCUGGCGUGAACUAUGUAAGCCAGUAGUUUUUAAACAACGUGUAUGCAUAUAUACGCCUAAAUAUUGUUAUCCAAUAUAUCUACUACAAUUUCACAUUGAAUUGCUGGUUUGAAAUGUACUUUUAAUAUUAUUAUUUUUAAUAAACAUCUAUGUUAAAACUUG